GAUUUUGUGUUAAUAAGCCAUUUGAAACAUGCAUUCCACUAUUUAUAUUGUAUUACUUAUCUUUGGAUAUUAUAGUCACGUCCAAGCCACACUCUCAGGCGCUGCGUUCAUGGGAUAUGGAUAUGAAAUGCCAGACUAUCAAAUGGGUAUCCAGACACGAAAUACUUUCUACGCGAUAAACGAACCAUUUUGUGAAUUUUCAAGUACCUACUCUGAAAAACGGCCAUACCAACAUGUCACAUCUAAUACCUGUAAUAUGAAUAUUGUAUCUCCUUUAUGUGGGUGUAAAUAUCCGCUCAGCGGGACCGGAUUUCCGUCUUUAACCUUCAACGGAGAUGAAGCUACAAAUGUACCGGGUUGUUGUGGUAAAUAUUUGAGACAAGUUACGCUGCAGCCUCCGUAUCUCUAGUGAAUUAAACGUCUAUGUGCAAUAAAGUUUCUACUAUUUCUA
Messenger RNA from Pieris brassicae (large cabbage white), 451 nucleotides. RefSeq lists its product as uncharacterized. The transcript is spliced from 2 exons. The record is from RefSeq and is a predicted model, not a curated record. The coding region runs from base 29 to 409 and encodes 126 amino acids. NCBI's taxonomy places the organism in Eukaryota, Metazoa, Arthropoda, Insecta, Lepidoptera, Pieridae.